Molecule: messenger RNA, 2317 nt
Organism: Erinaceus europaeus (western European hedgehog)
Lineage: Eukaryota; Metazoa; Chordata; Mammalia; Eulipotyphla; Erinaceidae
Gene: TMEM43
Product: transmembrane protein 43
Exons: 12
Coding region: 8-1336 (442 amino acids)
Biological process (GO): nuclear membrane organization
Cellular component (GO): nuclear inner membrane
Source: RefSeq, a predicted model, not a curated record
GGCGCGCAUGUGCAGACACGCCGGCCGCGGGCGCGGGCGGGAGUGUCCAGGCUCUUCCUGGCGGUGUUCGCAACUCCGAGCGCCAGGCUCCGCUCUGCUGUCUACACCACGUUCCGCGAAGCGAGCCGACGGCAUGGCGGCCAACUAUUCCAGCACAAGUCACAGGAAAGAGCACGUCAGAACCACCACAGAGGCCCAGCCGGGCUUUCUGGAGCGGCUGAGUGAGACGUCGGGGGGGAUGUUGGUGGGGCUCUUGACCUUCCUGCUCUCCUUCUACUUGAUCUUCACCAAUGAGGGCCGGGCACUGAAGUCCGCCAGCUCCCUGGCUGAGGGGCUCUCGCUGGUGGUGUCCCCCGACAGCAUCCACACUGUGGCCCCUGAGAACGAGGGCCGGCUGGUGCACGUCAUCGGGGCCCUGCGCACGUCCAAGCUCCUGUCUGACCCCAACUAUGGCGUCCACCUUCCAGCUGUGAAGCUGCGGCGGCAAGUGGAGAUGUACCAGUGGGUGGAGACUGAGGAGACGAGGGAAUACACGGAAGAUGGGCAGGUGAAGACUGAGCGGAGGUUCUCCUACAACACGGAGUGGAGGUCGGAAAUCAUCAACAGCAGGAACUUCGACCGAGAGCUCGGCCACAAAAACCCCAGCGCCAUGGCAGUGGAGUCCUUUACGGCCUCGGCACCCUUCGUGCAGAUUGGCAGGUUCUUCCUGUCGGCAGGCCUCAUCGAGAAAGUGGACAACUUCAAGCCCCUGAGCCUGUCCAAGAUGGAAGACCCACAUGUGGACAUUGUCCGCCGGGGCGACCACUUCUACCACAGUGAAAACCCCAAGUACCCUGAGGUGGGAGACUUGCGAGUGUCCUUCUCCUACGCGGGGCUGAGCAGCGACCAUCCGGACCUGGGCCCAGCUCACGUGGUCACGGUCAUCGCCCGGCAGAGGGGUGACCAGCUUGGUCCUUACUCCACCAAGUCUGGGGACACCCUGCUUCUGCUGCACCAUGGGGACUUCUCAGCAGAGGAGGUGUUUCGCAGAGAGCAGAAAAGCAACGCCCUGAAAACCUGGGGGUUGCGGGCGGCCGGCUGGGUAGCCAUGUUCAUGGGCCUCAACCUCAUGACUCGGAUCCUCUAUACCCUGGUGGACUGGUUCCCCAUCUUCCGAGACCUGGUCAACAUCGGCCUGAAGGCCUUUGCCUUCUGUGUGGCCACCUCGCUGACCCUGCUGACUGUGGCCGCUGGCUGGCUCUUCUACCGCCCACUGUGGGCAGCGCUUCUUGGCUGUCUGGCCCUGCUGCCCCUUUUCAUCGCCCGGGCACGGGCGCCCGCCAAGAAGCUGGAAUAAGGCCCCCUGCAUCCUGGCCCUGUCCCAGACCUGUCCUGGGCAUGCACCUGCUGGACUGGGAGUGCCCCCCCAAUAACCUGCUCUCACUGCUUUGGUCUGGGACCUUCGUCUUCCCCACCCUUGGACACAAGGCCAGGGCUCUGCCACAGCCCUGCCCAGGGCCCACAGGGAGGAGCCCAGGAGACUGAACCUGAUGAGCUUUGGGACAAAGCCUUCUGCAGCUUCACCAGAGGUGAAUGUGUGGGCCACCCUGGGCCUGUCGCUCUGCUCCCCCCAGAGCUUGCUGCUCCCCCCUGCUGUGCUCCCCUCUUCUCUAGCUCCCCCCAGGGGCUGUAGGAAAACUAGAAGCCAGAGGAAACUCACUAGCUUCUCCAAUGCAGGGUGGCAGCUCAGACUGUUACAGAAAAACACAGGAACCCAGUUUACACGCUAAUUCAGCACAGCGGCCAAGCCAACUGUCACUCAGGCCCUCUGCAUCCCUUCUGAGGUAGCAUGUGCUGUCCCCUGCCAUCAGUGUGCCUGUAUCAUGUCCUCUAUCCAGCCACUAGGAAAUAGCUGGAACUAUUGUUCUGAGCAGCUGUUUCCUCACAGCCUGGUAAGCCAGCCCCAGGGCUGGCAGAACAACGCUGGUUCCUGGGCCUGCCUGUGGUGGCACCAGUGUUGGCUGCUGUGAGGGCUUCUAUGCCACAACCCAUGGUUCUGCUCUAACAUGAGUGGCAUGCUUGGUUCACCCCUCACCACUGUGCCUGGCUCCCAGGAAUGCUGCUCACUGGCGGCUAGAGCUACGGACUCAGCUGGCAUGACUGGGACGGUCUAGGUGAUUAGGUGGCAGCCAAAUCCUUGGGAUUGAAAGCCUUUUCAAGCAGGAGUUUUAAAUAACCAUCUUCAAGUACUCCCAGAGCAGUAUUCUGAAACCUUUGGAAAAUCAUGUCUGUAUCUUUGUAUUUUUGACAAUCGGAAUAAAGUUUUAACUAUCAUUUA